Molecule: messenger RNA, 1323 nt
Organism: Pseudozyma flocculosa PF-1
Lineage: Eukaryota; Fungi; Basidiomycota; Ustilaginomycetes; Ustilaginales; Ustilaginaceae
Exons: 5
Coding region: 1-1323 (440 amino acids)
Biological process (GO): epoxide metabolic process
Molecular function (GO): epoxide hydrolase activity
Source: RefSeq, a predicted model, not a curated record
AUGUCGCAAGCGGGCAAGCCGAGGCAGAUCCAGAUCGCCUUUCCCGAGGCCGAUCUGGAUCGACUCCAGGCCAAGCUCGACGAUGCAAGGCUGCCCGCCAAGCCCAUCGUCGAGGGCAUCAAGGACCCCAAGGAGUAUGGCACCGAUCUCACCGACCUCGAAAGGUUUCUGUCCCACUGGAGGUCGGGCAAUCCCGAAGACAGCCAGCAGCGACCCUUGGGCGAAAAGGGUCGCGGCGUCAAGGCCUGGUGGCGCUCGGUCGAGGCACAGCUCAACAAAUAUCCCCACUACCAGGUCGAGAUCGAGGGCGUCACGGUCCACUACCAGCACUUCAAGCCAAAGGAGGCGCCGCCGAUGCCUCCAAUCCCUCUGAUCUUCUCGCACGGCUGGCCUGGCGCGUUCACAGAGGCUUCCCACUUCGCCGCGAGGCUGGUCGAGAACCGCUCCCCCGCCUUUGAGGUCGUCGUCCCCUCGCUGCCCGGCUACGGCCUCUCGUCGCAGCCGCCUCGCGAAGGGUGGCAGCUCACUGACACGGCGCGCGUCUUCAAUACGCUCAUGACCUCGGUGCUCGGGUACUCUGCCUACAUGGCCCAGGGCGGUGACUGGGGCACCGUCGUGUCGCGCUGCCUCUCCGUCUACCCGGCGUGCAAGAUCUACCACACUAACUUUGCGCCACCCACCAGCAUGCCCACCUGGGUGUACCCGCUCAUGGCGGUGGAGAGGCUGAGCGGCUUCCAGCUCACCCGCCAUCUCGGCCUGCUCGGCUACACGGACGCAGAAUGCUCGGCGCUGCUGAGGUCGCAGGACUACAUCACCAAAGGCAACGCUUAUUUGAUCAUCCAGAACUCGCGGCCUGCCACGCUGGGGUAUGCGCUCUACGACGAGCCAGUCGGCAUCCUCGCGUGGUUCCUGGAAAAGUUCAAGGACUGGUCCGACCCGCGCUGCCCUGCGUUCGCCGAGCGUGGCAAGGGCAACAGGGAGUCCGAGAUGACAGAAGAGAGCGUCCUGAUCGACGUGAUGAUCUACUACCUCACCGGCAGCAUCCACACAUCAUUCCUGCCUUACAAGGAGUCGGCCAAGCUGUGGUACAAGGAAGGCCUCAAACUCCUCGGCCCCGUCAAGGACAAGCCGAGCGGCCACUCGGCCUUCCCCCACGAGAUCCUGGGCGGACCGCGCAGCUGGUUCCCUCGCUCGUCAUUUAACCUGGUGCACUUCAGGCAGCACGAGUACGGCGGCCACUUUGCCGCACUCGACCAUCCGCAGGCGCUGGUGGAGGACGUGGUGGACUUCGCCAACGAGCACUGGCCGAGGCCGCAGCACUGA